Messenger RNA from Diabrotica balteata, 7042 nucleotides. NCBI's taxonomy places the organism in Eukaryota, Metazoa, Arthropoda, Insecta, Coleoptera, Chrysomelidae. The record is from the annotation of a GenBank genome assembly.
AUGAAUAAUUUACAACUUCAACAAUAUCCUGCUAGGAUAUGGAACGCAGAUGAAACGGCUUUUAAUUAUGGCCCCAGCCGUAAUAAUGUUUUAACUGGAAUCGGAGAAAUAGCCCAAAAGCAAACUGCAGGCGCAGGACGGAAAACAACAACAGUUUUGGCAUGUGCUAUGCCAACAGAUCCAUAUUGCCACCUUGACGAUGAAAAUUCCGAAGAAGUCGUUUAUGCAGAGAGUAAUGACUCAUAUGAAGCUCCAAAUGAUAAUAUGGAAGAAGGUGCCGAACCUCAAGUUCAAGAACCCACCGACGAUAAUAUAAUACCAGGAAAAUACAUCGUGGUACGAAUAAACAAACGAGCAGUUACUCAUUCGAUUGGACUAAUAUGUCAAAUUAAUGCACUGAAAAGAGUCGUGAUAAUGAAAUGUUUGAAACGAUGUGUGGGAAAUGCCUUCAAAUUUCGUGAGGAAAUCGAACCUCUCUUGUUCACGUGGUUCGAGAGGAAGUCAUUGCGAAGAGAACGGCGGCGGUGGCAGAUCGAGCGCGAGGUACGGAAGUCAUCCCCCAGCCGUCCCGACAGAUUCUUCACCUGUUGCCCCACAAUCGAGGACGCGGAGGCCGCACGACUCCCGCAUGGAGAUGGUGUCAACGGGCGGUAACGGUCCUGCUCAGAACACUCUCGAUGAAGUUAUACGUGAGUCUCCAUGGAUGUAUGAAAGACGGGUGUCGAUGCGUUUGAGAGCGGGUGGUCAAGGUGCCCCCAAUGCUUCGACUUCUGACUUAAGCACUACAAAACAAGCGAACGCCUCCGGAGUGGCAAUGGUGCCACCAAGCGGCCAAGCGGUGCAGCAGGGACAGCUAGGGGGCCAGCUCCCUAGGAGGGGUAGCGCUUCCAAGGAUCCCACCGCAGCGCCUAGACUCAAAAAGUGAGAAGGACAUUAAACAAAAUUUAUUUUUUAAUUUUUCCAUUAGUGACGAUUUUUUAUUAUUUUUUAGAUAGCUUUUUAUUUUUCGUCGGUAGAGUUGGUAGGACGAGGUUCGGGGAUAUUUAUGAGAUCGCUAGAUACGACGAAGGACGUCACACCAAACAGGUGAAGCUUAUGAACGUUUCCAAGAAAGUUAAGUUCAUGUAACAGCACUUAGUAUUAUAUUUUAUUUUAAAUUUCUUCUUAAAUCUAUUAUAAACAAAUUUGAUCGUGGUGUCGUAGUGAUUAUACAGCAUUUAACGAACAAUUCUACCGUUCUUUUAAAUAUUUUUAAAAGAUAUACAUACCUUUAUACCAAAAAAGUAAUACAAAUAGUGGGAUUAUGUUAGUUAGUAGGUACAUGUGUAAAAUUUGCUCACUAUUCUUGAUUUUGUGAUACCUUUAAUCAAUUAGUUAACCCUGCUUAUAUGUUUUAUACAAGAAAAGCUUGAUUGGUUAAAAGUUAAAAAGUUAAAAGUUAAAAAGCGUUAAACGACACUUUAUUCUAAUUCAUUUUCAUUACUGUAUUCGUAAAGCAUCUCAUUAUCAUAUACACUGAAGGUUGUACUGAAAUAGAAUAUUAAUAACAAUGAAUAAAUUAAAAAACAUACCAAAAAAGUUCUAUGAAGAUAUCUUCUUCUUAGGGUGCCUGUCCGUUCCGAACGUUCGCGAUCAUUCAGCAGUUCUGCAGGAAUUUCAUCAAGUCCCGGUGUCUUUCCAUCCUUCAUUUGUAUGACGGCUGCCGUUAUUUCUUCUGGUAGGAUUUCGGGACCUGAAUUUUCUUCAAUGGUGGUCUCUUGCAUUGUUCUAAGGUCAUGGAAAAGUUUCCCCAAGUAUUCUUCCCAUACUUUUUUUAUCUUCUUUGGUUACGGCAAGAUUGCCUUCAUAAUCUGUUAUUUUUCCUCUGUUGCGUUUUCGAAACUUUUCAGCUAUUUCCUUCACCUUUCGAUGAACAUUGAAGUUAUCAUAAUUAUCGACUCUGAUACUCUUCUAUUUCUUGACAUUGUUCUGUUUUUUGUUUCUCUUUGGCUUCUCUUAUUUUUCUUCUGACGAUGGUAUGUAUUCUCUUAUAUUCUUGGAGAUUUUCUUUGUUUUUUUUUUUCCUCUGAUCCAUAAGCGCAAGGAUUUCAUCGGUCAUCCACGAUUUCCAUUUCUCUGUGUCUUUCUUCAGGUGUUGUUCUUUUAUUUCCCUCACUGUUUCUUGUAUGAUGGUCAGACUUUCCUCUAUAGUUUCUGCAUUUUUGCAUGUUAGCACCCUUGUAUUCAGGUUUCCACUCACCUUCAAUCGAACAUUGGGAUCUUUCAGUUUUCUAAAAUCAUACUUCUUCAUCGACUUACUUAUAACCUUCUUCAUUCUGACUUUGAAAUUACCUACAACUGGUACAUGAUCAGAAUUUAUGUCUGCCCCCGGAUAUGUUUUGACAGAUGUACAGCUGUUCCUAUACCUCUUAUUUACUAGCAUGUAAUCAAUCUGAUUUCUUACAAUCUUUCCCACAGUAUCCUGUGGAGAUUUCCAGAUGUACAGUUUCCUUGGAUGUAGCUUAAACCAGCUGUUCAUUAUUACUAAUUGAUUUGCUUCCGCAAAAGUCUCCAGUGUAUCUCCCCGAUCAUUCCGGUUUCCUACACCAAAUAGUCAAAUGGCAGAUGAUGUUUUGCUGGCUCCAACUUUGGCGUUGAAAUCACUCGUGACAAUUGUUAGAUCUUGCUUUUUUAACCUUUUCACGACUUGAAUAAUGUUAUGGUAUAGUUCUUCUAUCUUUUGUUGUAAGUGCAUACACUUGAAUUAUAUUGAUGUCGAUUGGUCUUGCUUGUAGUUGUAUCACUCUUGCUGAGAUUAGAAUGAAGUUGUCAACAGAUUUUGCCACUUCUUUUGUCAAUAUAAUGAAAAUAUGGUUGGGGUAAAUGCCUGAAUCAGAUCAUUAAAUCUCUUACAAAAAAAUAAAGUGAAUAUAAAAUAUGCCUGAUGGACAUUUAUAUGUUACUAGCAGUUUAUCUAUCUUAGUAUGGUACUUGGAAACGUUUCUCUCGUGUCAGAUUUUGGUAAUCCAUUGGUCUAAUCAAAUAUAUAAAGUAUAUUCAGUUUCAGUUCAGUUUCCUCAAAAAAGCUUGUACAAUAUACGGUAUUAUGUAAACCCUUGGAUAAAUAGUAUUCAAAUAAGACAAACUCUUAAUUCCAUGGAAGGUGCUUACAAAAAAGUAGUGCGAAGUUGAAGGUCUUCUCGUUUACAUACUGUAAAUAUUUUUAUAUUUAUUAAUAUUUUUAUGUAUAAAAAUUUUAAACAAUCAUUUACUAAUAAUUUUUAGAAAUGUUGCAUAUUAAUCAACAAAAUGCAGAAUUUUGUUUUGACACCAUGGAAAUUCAAACUAAAUUCAUCUAUCAAUUCUAACUGGAAUUUUUUUUGAAGUUCCUUCUCCUAUCAGAGGUUGGAAUUUUUUAGGAAUUUAUUUAGUUUUAUUCUUUAUAAUUUUUUUUAAAUAUAAAACAGAAUUUUAUAUUUAAUAAAUUCUUUAUUAAAUAACGCAGAAUUUUAUAAAUUUAGAAUACAGUAUUUAGGUAUUUAUGCAGAAUUUGUAUUUUGAUACAUUAUUUAUCAGUCAUUUAGAAAAUAUUUUUUGCAAUUCUUGCAAAUUUUGUGAUAUUUUAUAAAUUCGUCUAUAUAUCUUUUAUAAAUUAAUUCUGGUGAUGCUUAUUUUUUUGCAUAAUUUUAACAGUGUUAUGGUGUUUUCAAAAAUGACGUGAAAGUACAAAAAAUGUCACGUGAAAGAAACUUUACAUAAAUACAUAGCGUCUUAUAAAUAUCCCCGAAUCUGAUGAACGAUUACCGACUGAAAGGGAACACAGGUAAAGUUGAUAGAAGUGAUAAGGACCAUGUUUAUAUGCAAAUGUGAUUUUGUUAAGUUUUUCCAACUCUUUUUGAGCUGUUUUCCUGCGCCUAUGUUUAUCUUUAAGUUAGAAAAUUGUAAUCAUCUAAAAAGUGUAUCUGCGAUCGAGGUUUCCAAAAUUUUGACUCGAAUGAAGUUUAGAGAAUGAAAUUGAUCCCAGAUACAUUUUUUGCUGCUUGUUAAAGAUUUUCUCGUCGCGUCGAUGAUUUUUGCUUGCAGAGGAUUCACUUGAUGAAAGUAGAUAUCUGUUUACUAUUGUAAUAUACAUGUCUGUUAAAUAUUUCGUUAUGAUAACGUUUUUUAUAACAAUUGUAUAUUAUAAAAGUAUAUAUUUCCUGCUAUGUGAUAAAUAGCUGAACUGAGAAGGUGAUACUCAAAGAAAAGACAAUAAAAGUGAAUUUUUUGUUAAUCGUUAUCAUACUAUUCAUCAAAUUUGUAAGUUUUUAUUUAAAUAUGUUUCACGAAACUUAUCAAUUCAUCUCCAAAUUGACGCAAAAUCAUAUCAACAGAUAUUUUUAGUCUCACAAGUGCCGAAGAAAUUAUUUCUAAAACUAUUAAUUUUAAUAAUAAUUGAAAUCAAUUUCUCAAUAGCAAAAAUUCAAAUUCUGUUUUUGUGUAAAUUUUUGAAAGGAAGAAUUCAUUUGCUCCGUAUUAUUAUUUAAUAUAAGAGUAAUUGUACAAAGCAAAUUUUGAUGAGACAUUAAACUCUAAUAAUAAAAUUCAUGUCAAUAAUAAUUUAAUAAAAAAUCGCUCAAAUAAAGUAUAUUUCUGAUACAAAACUUCAAAAUUAAAAACCAUUUUAUCACACUUGCCCUUUUUUUGUAUCCACAGGUAAUGUGUGAAAAACUUAUCAGUGUAAUAAUGCUGUAACGUCAUUUAAUUUGACACAUUUGAUCACAUUUCUUGCUUCAUCAAUUUGUUUCAGUGCAGUCUCCACCAAAUCAGUUGCAUUUAGAUCCGGAUGAUAAGGUGGCAGUGUUAAUAUAAUCUAUUAAUAAUUAUUCUUGAUAUAGCAAUGUCUGCUUUUCUAGAUUGCGGUAUUGGGAAUUUAGUUUUCAAAGAGUAUCCAAUUUUACUUCAAAGAAAUAUUGAAAUACUUGUCAACACUACAAGAAUUAUGUGUGGUUGGGAUAUUUGUACCAUAUAUAGUGAAAUAAAUUACUAACAAGUAAACAUAGAACAUUGAUACACUAUGACAUGGGUCACCAAAUGCCGGACCGCGGUCCGCAUCCGUAACGUGAGCUUGUUUUUUUGCGGACCGUGGUUAAAUUCAAAAUAUAGUGUAAAAUUAUAAUCAAAUCUAAAUAUAUAAAUAUCUUUACAUUUUUAAAAUUCUCAGUACUAAUACUAUAUAGAAAUACUCGUAAUCUAAACAAUAUGCUUCGACUAAAGGGGUUUCCAAAGUUUCAAAUAGUAGCUGCCUAAAAAUAAUCUUUUAGCAAACUAAAAUAGGGAAGCUGUCAGCACAAAAUGUUGUGCAACUGUUUUUCACUCAAGCCUAACGGUCUAUGGACUAGCGAAGUAGCAGACUUUUUAAGAGUAACAAAGCUGCCCUUCAGUUGGAAAUGAUCGAAUAUCAGAAAGAUUCCGCUUUAAAGGAGAUUUAUAAGCCUGCUUACUCGCUAUAAAUGUCAGAAACACUUGCCUAGGACAAAUUUUAGAUUAAAUACGUGUGUGACAAAAAAUAUCCAGGAUAUUUGACAAUUAAACUGUGUACUAUGUUUGGCUCAACUUUGUGUUCGAAGCCGCUUUUUCAAAAAUGAACUUUGUUGAAAAUCGGUACUGGUCUCGAUUGACAGAUGAAUACCUUGGCUCCCUAAUGAGAAUUAGUUGCACUAACCUCAAUCCAAAUUUCAGACAAGUUGUACAAAAUAAAAAGUGCCAUUUUCUCACUAAUAGUCUAAUUUUGUUGAGUUUUACAUUUAUUUUUAGACUUAUUAUAAUCAUUACUUUUGAAUUUAUUUAAACUAAUGUACCCCUUUCAAAAACGAGUUGGCCUAGUUGCCUGGUUUCAACUACGAAACGAGGAUGAUCACCUGAUGGGGGAUUACACAUGGACUCUCAAGGAAUAUAAUUGGUGACCCCUGCACUAUGAGACUCGAAGGCUCACAAGAAAGAUGGACAUAAAAAAGGCACCACUGUUUUUACAGUGGCAGACUGUUUUUACAGGUGGACAGACAAAAUAACAAAUAGUGCAGUUCUUCGAAGAAUGAACAAAGAACGGGAGCUGUUGAUCACCAUCAAGAGAAGAAAAUUGGAAUAUCUUGGUCAUGUGAUGAGAGGGAAAAAGUACAGAUUGCUCCAGUUAAUUAUCCAAGGAAAGAUUCAGGGCAAACGAAGCGUGGGGAGACGACGCGACGUAAAUCUUGGCUGCGUAAUUUAAAAGACUGGUUCCAGUGCACAUCUAACCAAUUAUUUAGAGCAACAGCUUCAAAGAUACGAAUAGCAAUGAUGAUUGCCAAACUUCGUAGCGGAGAGGGUACUUGAAGAAGAAGAAGAAGAAUUAGAACUGUUUUUAAAUAUUUGAAUCCCAAAAAAAAAACAGAAAUAGUAUAUGCAUAAGACACAGAGAAGUACUAAAAAGAAAUGGAUAUCAAAAUUAUAACCACAGUAAACGAAAUACAAAUAUCAUAAAAAUAAAAACACGGUAAGAUUCAUUCAGUUUCUUUUGAAACGGAUUAACUCAGCGUUGAAAAUAAAAAAAAUGGAAUCAAAUGAGAAAAUUUAGUUAAAUAAGUACACAGAUCACAAAGUUUAUUGUUUAUUUAAUCUAUUUCGAUUUAAACAUGUUUAAAAUAGAGAUUGCACAAGAAUAUUAAUUAACAUCAAAUAAUAUGAAUAAUGAAAUAUGUAAAUAUAUUGUUAAAUACGCGUUCUUAACGUGAAAGCAACAUCACUGGACUUGGCUUAGAGUAGUAUAAUGUAUUCACAAUAAUUUAAAUAAUCUGUUAAUCAAAUUAAGCCCGGAUGAUGGAUUUCGACACCGUCGAAUUUUGAAUAAAUGGGGACCUACAAAUUGGGGUUAAAAGCAGUGGUUUUUAUUGAGAUACAAAGAGAGGACUCCAUAUUAUGAGAGAGCGGCGUCCAAACUGAGACAAAAUGGGACUUCCAAACUAGGAUGAAACCGGCCUCCAAUCUAGGAUGAAAUGAUCUCUGUCCUAGGAUAAACUAGAAUGCACUAGGACUAGAAUUAGAUGAG